AUGAUGGCUACUACUAAGCUCACCUGGCUCAUCACUGGCUGCUCCUCCGGCUUUGGCCUUUCCUUGGCCCGCGCCGCCCAGGCUGGCGGACACAAGGUCAUUGCGACCUCGCGCAAUCCAUUCCAGACACCCGUACUGGUUGCCGAGAUUGAGUCUAAGGGGGGCAAAUGGGUCCAGCUUGAUGUGGACAGUCGCGAGAGUGGCGAUAUCAUCACCGAGCUUGAAAGUCACGGUGACCAUAUUGACGUCCUGGUCAACAACGCCGGCUAUUCCAUCUACGCCCCCAUCGAGACUUUCGAUGAGGAUGAAGUGAGGACCCAGAUGGAGACCAUGUACUUUGGCCCCUUGCGUCUUAUCCGGGCUAUUCUGCCCCAUAUGCGCCAACGAAGAUCCGGGGUGAUAGUCAACAUGAGCAGCGGGGCUUCGCUUGACGGUAUUCCCACCAUGGGGGUGUAUGCGAGUGCAAAGGCUGGAUUGGACGCUCUCACCAAGAUCCUUGCUAAGGAGGUUGCCCCAUUCAACAUCCGCACUCUGACUGUCGUUCUCGGAACCUUCAACACCAACAUGCCCAACACGGUGGUUCUAGGCAAGAACCCACUGCCGGAUGACUAUAAUGGAACCUUCACCGAGCAGAUUCAGGGUCUUUUGGUCAGCGGGAAGAUCAAGCCAAACGGUGACAAGGACAAGGCAAUGGCGGCUGUGUACCAGGUUGUUACUGGCGAAGGAGUUGGCGAAGGUCGUCAAGCCGAGAAGCUUCUCCCUCUGGGAAGUGAUAUGACCCCUCGACUCGAAGGAGUUCAGGAAUAUCUCGGUCAUGCUUUGGAGGUGUUUUGCUCUGUGACCAACAGUGUGGAUGUCGAUAAAUAG
This is a messenger RNA of Penicillium expansum, 867 nucleotides long. Its product is annotated as SDR family oxidoreductase. Gene Ontology annotation, molecular function: oxidoreductase activity. The transcript has 2 exons. The record is from RefSeq and is a predicted model, not a curated record. NCBI's taxonomy places the organism in Eukaryota, Fungi, Ascomycota, Eurotiomycetes, Eurotiales, Aspergillaceae. The coding region runs from base 1 to 867 and encodes 288 amino acids.